AUGAGUCUUGAGCCUAAAGUGGAAGCGGAGGACGAAAACCUCUCCAAGCACGAUCUCCACGAGGAUGGCUUUGACCAGGAAAUUCAAAGAGCCAUUGCAGAACAUGAGAUGGAGCUUCUGAGGCAGCAGUACCAGCCUGCUCAGGAGGACCAGGGACAAGAGGGCCAGGCUUCUGAAAAUGCCCAGGAGGAGAAUUCUGAAAACGCACAGACCAGCGACCAGCAGACGGAAAAUGAAGCGUCGGCUGCAGCGGAAAAUAACGAACAGAGUCUGAAUACUGAGACCGAGCAGCCCACUGAUAACAACGAGGCACAAAACGAUGUGUUUUCCGCUUCGACAGAAAAACACCACUUGGAACUAAUAGCUGAUGAACUCAAGAAGGCUACGUCAGAUGAUAAACUGGACAAACCCACCCAUAUACCUGCAAACUCAGAGCUUCUUGCAACAAACACUGCUUUGGCAGCAUAUAACGCUCUUUCUAGUCAGGUACCACCAGCUGCGUCUCUUACAAAUGUCCAGCUUGCAGCUUUACCCCUUCCUAUCGUUACACCCGACUACCUCCCCGCAAGAAUCCAGCUUUUGGUGAACACCCUACCUGUGUUGGACAACUUGGCCACGCAGCUUCUCCGUGUGUUUGUCACAGGGCCUUACCAGAAGAUUAUUGAAGUUGCGUCGAGUCCAGAAACCCCACAGGGUGCUGCUUUCCGUGACUUGGCCUCGCUUUUCGAAUUCACCAAGAGACUUUAUUCAGAAGAGGACCCAUUCCUUACAGUCGAACACUUGGCUCCUGGAAUGUGGAAGGAGGGCGACACCACGCCCAGCAUGUUCAAGAACAGAGAGCAGAGUAUCGAGUCCACGCUACGAAAGGUGAACUUGGCGACCUUCUUGGCUGCGUCCUUGGGAACCAUCGAACUCGGUUUCUUCUUCCUCAACGAGUCCUUCUUGGAUGUCUUUUGUCCCGCAAACAACCUUGAACCUGCCAAUUCUAUGUCAAACAUGACUGCCUCCAACAUGAACCUACAGAGCGGUGUAAACACAGUUAUCGGGGACAAGGUCGGUAAGUUGCUCAAACCACAGGCUGUCUUGUACCUUGAUUUGAAGACACAAGCCUACAUUUCCGCCAUUGAAGCUGCAGAGAGAUCCAGCGAGGAAAUCCUAGAAGACAUCUUGCCAAGCAACAUGGAGGAGAUCUUGCUUAAGAAAAGGGGCACCAAGACGCUCACGCCGACAGAGACCGACUUUAUCAACAGGUGCAAGUCCCGUAAAGAAUCGCUUCUAAGCUAUCCUGCCGAAGGCAACCUCAGUGAGGAAUACGAGUGGUUCGCCUUUUUGAAGGACCUCUUCGACUACGUCUCCAAGAACAUGGGUUUCCUAAUAUGGGGCAAGAAAGGCAAGCUGGCUCCAAGAGAACGAGCCCAUGCUACACCCCACAGCAACCAGACCCUACAGGAAGCUAGCCGUGCAGCUGAGAACAAGGCAGGUUCGCCUACGCACGAGGGUUACGAGAGUAGAGAAGGCCAUGAGAUUGGAGCAGGAAGCGGGCAAGACAAUCAGGCAAGCAAUCCUGAAAUUAACGAAAUCACAUCUGCACUUCUCCCUAGCGAGAUUUUGGAACAGCAGAUCCACCUUCGUAUCAACCCCCGCCUGUCGGGAAAACUCACGAGCCGAAGGCCAUGGACACGCGAGGAAGAAAAGGCCCUUCGCCAUGCUUUGGAGUUGAAGGGUCCAGCGUGGUCUACGAUUUUGGAGCUUUUUGGCCAAGGUGGACGAAUCAACGAGGCGCUUAAGAACCGUACGCAAGUGCAACUCAAAGACAAGGCCAGAAACUGGAAAAUGUUCUUCCUUAAGCUGGGCCUUCCUGUGCCUUCGUAUUUGCAAAAAGUGACCGGAGAUCUCGAAAGAGAGGACAAAUUCAAGGCGAAGAAUGCAAGACUGAAAAAGACUGCAGCGGCCCCAGUUCCCGCUGUUAGCAAAAGGGCGGGAACAGCCGAAGAUGGAGACAAGAAAGAGCCCAAGAAACAGAGAAAGCUGUGA
Molecule: messenger RNA, 2034 nt
Organism: Candidozyma duobushaemuli
Lineage: Eukaryota; Fungi; Ascomycota; Pichiomycetes; Serinales; Metschnikowiaceae
Gene: TBF1
Product: Tbf1p
Exons: 1
Coding region: 1-2034 (677 amino acids)
Biological process (GO): telomere maintenance via telomere lengthening
Molecular function (GO): double-stranded telomeric DNA binding; protein homodimerization activity
Source: RefSeq, a predicted model, not a curated record